Molecule: messenger RNA, 2472 nt
Organism: Diachasma alloeum
Lineage: Eukaryota; Metazoa; Arthropoda; Insecta; Hymenoptera; Braconidae
Gene: qm
Product: geranylgeranyl pyrophosphate synthase
Exons: 7
Coding region: 145-1098 (317 amino acids)
Biological process (GO): isoprenoid biosynthetic process
Molecular function (GO): prenyltransferase activity
Source: RefSeq, a predicted model, not a curated record
CUUCGACCACGAAAUCUGAUUGCUGUCAGAUUCAAGGCUCAGUAGUGCCGGGGAUUACCUACGAAUUUUCAAUUACCCUGAAAGAAUAAUUUUCACGUGUCUCUGACACAUCGUCGAUACCCCGUACUUCGCGUAACAACCGCAAUGACAUCGGAGAAAAAUUGUGUUCCAUAUUCGCAGAGCGGUGACAAGGAUCAGGAUGAGAAACUUCUCCAGCCAUUCACGUACCUACUCCAAGUACCGGGUAAGCAGAUACGUGCGAAACUGGCGCAUGCCAUGAAUUAUUGGUUAAAAAUACCGUUUGAGAAGCUCCAGGCUGUCGGCGAUAUAACGCAGAUGCUGCACAAUUCCAGUUUACUACUAGACGAUAUUCAAGACAACUCGAUUUUGCGGCGAGGGAUUCCCGUGGCUCACUCGAUCUUCGGUGUUGCUAGUACAAUUAAUGCGGCUAAUUACGUUUUAUUCAUAGCACUCGAGAAAGUGCAAGCUCUCAAUCACCCUGAGGCAACUCAAGUCUAUACAGAACAGUUGCUGGAGUUGCACAGAGGACAGGGCAUCGAAAUUUACUGGCGGGACAACUACAUAUGCCCGUCUGAGGCUGAGUACAGACAUAUGACGAUGAAAAAAACUGGAGGUUUAUUCAAUCUGGCUGUGAGGCUUAUGCAGUUAUUUUCAGAUUGCAAGCAGGAUUUUUCCAUGCUGGCUGGAAUUCUAGGGCUCUAUUUUCAGAUCAGGGACGAUUACUGUAAUCUCUGCAUGCAGGAGUAUUGCGAGAAUAAAAGCUACUGCGAAGAUCUAUCAGAAGGGAAAUUCAGUUUUCCGAUAAUCCACGCUAUUCACAGUAAACCAGAGGACAGACAAGUUAUGAAUAUACUGCGCCAAAGAACAAAAGACGUGGAGGUGAAGAAAUACUGCGUAACACUUCUUGAAAAAUUCGGCUCAUUCGCAUACACGAGAACUGUCCUCGAGGAGUUGGACAGAAAAGCGCGUGACGAAGUGGAGAGAUUGGGUGGAAAUCCACUGUUACUUAAAGUACUCGAUGGUUUACUUAAUUGGCCACAGAGUACUGAAGUCGAAAUGCAACAGGUGGAGUCGUAAAAUAUUUUAUUGCCUCAUUAAAAAACGAGAUAAAGCGGGAUAACAAAGGACGAAAUAAGUUAUCUAGUACUUAUUAAAUGAAUUUCGAGGAGAUGGGAUGCCAUUUAGGGACACACAUUGUUGGAAAAAAUUGGAAUUCCGUGGACAGUUGACUAGCAAUUAUCAAUGAAGUUCAAGGGAUGUUGGAGAAAUAAUUACAGCGUUGAUCCAAUUGUCGUAAGUGAAGACGUUUCGCUAAUUAUUUAGCUUCAUCAGGCUCUGGAAAGAUCGAAUACAAACAAAUGUUAAAAGGCCACAGGUAGACAAAACUGAAGUGUCACAACGUAAGGAACAAGUUCUCGCCAGUUCUUAAUAUCUGAAUAGGCGAAAAAUAUUCAGAUCCUAUCCCUGUAUUUACUUUUCAACUCUACUCAUACGGAAUAGGUUCUAAUGACUAUGAAUUUUUCCGUCAAUAUUAUAAGAAUUACAUGUAUAUUCCAUUCUAUUAUUUUUCACUGAAGAUUUCCAAAAAUCCUGUACUUUGCAGAGUAAUAUUUCAUUUUCUCAAAUCACAAAAAUUAUGAAAUUGCCAAUUUAUCGUCAACGGUCAUAAUUAGACGCCAAAUGGAAUUUGAAAAUUACUUAUUUGAAUAUUUCACAAUGUGAAAACCCGCGUCCAGUAGAGGGUUUGAUUUUCCUCCACUCCUUUAUUUUUUUCUAUUCUGUCUUUCCAGAGGCUGAUGAAACUAAGAUAAAUGGCGAAACGUCGCACUUACGACAAUUUCAUCAAUGUUAUAAUUAUUUCUCCAACAUCCCUUGAAAUUUAUUGAUAGUUAUUGGCAUCAUGGAGAUGAACAGUUUCAUUGGUUGAAUAGUAAUUUUCAGAGGAGUAACAUUAAAUUCGAUUUAGGGGAGGAAAAAUCAUGAAAUUUCAAGUUUCACUGGAAAUUCUAUUGCAUUUCUAAUUACCCUGCUCACACAUUUGACAUAACAGAUGUGUAAAGCUAAACGUGCGGAAAUUAUGGAGAAAUAUUGUCUAGAUGUCUGAUGAUAAUUAAUUGAAAAUCAGGUGUUUUCACGACAAAUUUUUCAGUCAUGACGUCAUAAAAACGUCAGGUAACGCUUCAUUGGUCGAGGGUGAAGAGAGUGGGGAGUUGUCCUCCAUUGGCCGAGGCGCACCAAGGUCGGCUCGAGCCAUUCUGUGAUUGGUCCAGCGCUCGACCGUCCCUGUGACGUCAUUAGCGGCUUCAAAACGUUUGAAAUCUUCGACUUUCAACAAUUAAUCAGUAAUUAAUGAGCAAUGUUUUGAAGGUUUGUGAAUGAGAAAUGAUUUAUUUCGAUCCCAAACUUGAGAUUAGAUUAGAAAAUUGAAAAAAAUUCAUGUAAGUUCCCUAU